UUUUCUGGCCUUGGUGUUCGAUGAACGCGAGGUGCAGAAUUAUCGGACGAAUUUAUUAUCACGUUGCUGCACGAAAUGACGAUCAUAUCCUCAUAGUGUAACGCCAAAGGUAGCCGGUUGGGGAAAACCGGGUUUUUUCGGUUUAAUAAAACCGCCACCGGCAAAUUUAAAAAUCCAUCUCUCGCCGUCGUCUUCGUAGAUUCGAUUCGCCGCUGCUCGAUGAAAACGGCAGCGAUAAUGUUCCUUCCCCGCGUGAACAUUACUCGCUUCCCUGCACGCGUAACGUCUCGUCGUCUCUUCUCCGCCUCCUCUGGGGACUCUCUUCGGCAAUACAUCACUGAGAAACCACCGAUCAAACCGUGGCCGCAGAGGCUAUUCCCAAAGCGGUUAGUCUCAAUGAUCACCCAACAGCAAAACAUCGAUCUCGCUCUCCAGAUAUUUCUCUACGCCGGUAAAUCCCACCCCGGGUUUACACAUAAUUACGAUACUUACCACUCGAUUCUCUUCAAACUAUCCCGUGCUCGUGCUUUCGAUCCCGUGGAGUCUCUCAUGGCGGAUCUUCGGAACUCAUACCCGACGAUCAGAUGCGGCGAGAAUCUAUUCAUCGAUUUGCUUCGAAACUACGGUCUCGCGGGUCGGUACGAAGCUUCUGUGAGGAUCUUUCUUCGAAUCCCUGAUUUUGGUGUGAAACGCUCCGUUAGAUCGUUAAACACACUCUUAAACGUUUUGAUACAGAAUCAGAGAUUUGAUUUGGUUUAUGCCAUGUUUAAGAACAGUAAGGAGUCUUUUGGAAUCACUCCCAACAUCUUCACUUGUAAUCUAUUAGUCAAAGCUCUCUGCAAGAAAAAUGAUAUAGAAAGUGCAUAUAAAGUGCUCGACGAAAUUCCCGCCAUGGGUUUGGUGGCAAAUUUGGUGACUUACACUACGAUUUUAGGUGGGUACGUUGCUAGAGGUGAUAUGGAAGCGGGUAAGAGGGUUUUGGGUGAGAUGUUGGAUCGUGGUUGGUAUCCCGAUGCGACUACUUACACUGUUCUCAUGGAUGGUUACUGUAAGCUAGGGAGAUUCUCUGAGGCGGCUAUGGUGAUGGAUGACAUGGAAAAGAACGAGAUUGAGCCGAAUGAAGUGACGUAUGGAGUUAUGAUCCGAGGUUUAUGUAAGGAGAAGAAAUCAGGGGAAGCACGUAACAUGUUCGAUGAAAUGCUCGAUAGAGGUUUCAUGCCAGAUUCUUCUCUUUGUUGUAAAGUUAUUGACGCGUUGUGUGAAGAUCACAAGGUAGAUGAAGCUUGUGCUCUGUGGAGAAAAAUGUUGAAGAACAAUUGUAUGCCUGAUAAUGCUCUUCUGAGUACUCUCAUCCAUUGGCUUUGCAAAGAAGGGAGAGUUUCAGAAGCAAGGAGAUUGUUCGACGAGUUUGAGAAAGGUUCGAUCCCUAGUCUCUUGACGUACAACACGUUGAUUUCUGGUAUGUGUGAGAAGGGCGAGUUGACAGAGGCGGGUCGUUUAUGGGACGAUAUGGUUGAGAGGAAAUGCAAGCCGAAUGCUUUCACAUAUAACGUUUUGAUUGAAGGCUUGUCCAAGAACGGAAAUGUUAAGGAAAGUGUUAGGGUACUUGAAGAGAUGCUGGAGAAUGGUUGUUUUCCAAACAGAACAACGUUCUUGAUUUUGUUCGAAGGGUUGCAGGAGUUAGGGAAAGAAGAGGAUGCGAUUAAGAUUGUCUCAAUGGCUGUUAUGAGCGGUAAAGUCGAUAAAGAAUCUUGGGAACUUUUCUUGAAGAAGUUUGCCGGUGAACUGGAUAAAGGGGUUUUGGUUCUUAAAGAGUUGUUGCAUGAAAUAUCUGUCUCUUGAAGAACCAAGACUAUGAUCAAUAUUACUCAGUGCUCAAAGGGCUAUCGACGUCUUCAAGGGCCAAUGGCUCUUGUGGCAGAUAAAGGUAUAAGGCAAGGGAAGCAGCAACCCGAGAGUCGAGGCCUUAAGACUCGGCAUCCAUGUUCUGAUCCAAGUUAUCUUGACAAUAGCUGACUUUUGAUGGGAGGAAAGAUGGAGACUUGCAAAGAAGAAGAGAUCUCCAAAUUGACAAUUGAUCAUUUAUUAAAUGAAUUUUGAGUGUAACGUAGAUACUACUGCACUAUGUAAGCUAACAAGUGGAAACUAUGAUUUCUGGUGAGGUGGGUGUCGAAAGAGAGUUUGAUAGUGUAAGCUGAAGAUAAUAUAGACGAAACCAAGUUGGAUCAUGGAAAUAGCUCAAGUGAUCAAUACCGACCCCGUUAGAGAUACAUAUCAAUGUUGUGUAGAGCAAGAGUCCAUCGGUGGAGUGACACAGCUGAGACACUCCCCCGUAGUUCUUGAUGGUGUUUGCCUUGGCGUCAUAGCCACGUCGAUGAUAGCUUGACCAAAAACUUGGUCUGACCGAAUAUUUCGCAUCUGCACUUUACUAUUGUUUUCGUUUAGAUGGGUUUGUCCGAGGUCGAUCAUACGAAUCUGGGCCUCGACGUAUUUCCAUCUUUGAGACAGAAAAUUAAACUAUAUCAUCCAUAAGUUUCCACGGUUUCCAAAUAAGUCAAGACAAGAUUGUUGGAUCCGUGAGUUAAGGUGGAAGCAAUGGGGUUUAAGAUUUGGAUUUAGAAAGUGUAGUUUUGUAGAGAGAAAGGCACGAUCUGAAGAUCACUAGUGGUCCAGUAGAUGAAUCCAUUGAACGUGAACUUGAGAAGAGAGUUGUAGAAGAGAGAUAGUCCCAUGGUCUAAGCAACCUUCUCUUGACACAUUUUAAAGAUCUAAUGCAAGAUUUUGCUAAAAUAUGACUAGAUUUAUCUACUCAUGUUCAUGUAUUCAAAUUUAGAUCCUUCCUUGUUUUUAUCUUUUUUUGGCAAGGGAUGUUCAUUGU
Messenger RNA from Camelina sativa (false flax), 2878 nucleotides. NCBI's taxonomy places the organism in Eukaryota, Viridiplantae, Streptophyta, Magnoliopsida, Brassicales, Brassicaceae. The record is from RefSeq and is a predicted model, not a curated record.